AUGGACUGGCUCCGCGGAGUCGCAGAUGACUUUAGAGGAAGCUUGCACAUUGCUGUGGGCAACGAGCCUGAUCGGAGCGGUGUCUUCCAGGAUCGGGUGGUGGAUGUCAUCAAGGCGAUCAAGGCUGAGAUUCCCGAGGCGCAGGUCACUGUUCCAUUUGCAUACUCCAUCAUGCAUCGCAGCCAUCCAGUGGAGAAGUCCAAGCUGGAGAAAGAGUUUAUUGAUCGGUACAAAGAUGUCCUUCCCCUCCUGGAUUACUUCACCAUCAACAUCUAUCCCUUCCUCAGCUCUGGCACCAGAGGUGUCGCCAUGGACAACCUCACAGGCCCUGAGAUGAACUUCCUCAACGACCAGAUCUCUGCUUUGCGCAUAGCAUUGGACAGGGACUUCCCACACAACAACCUGCCGCUGGCUGUAGGAGAAACCGGGUGGCCAAGCUGCGGCGCCGCCAGCUCCACGCCUUAUUCUUACGCGACGCUGCCCUUCUCAGAGCGGUUCGUGAAGAACGUGGCGCUGUGGAUGGAAUCCAGCCUCUCAGAUGGGCGCAUCAUUUCCGGGCAGCUAUUUACUGCGUUCGACGAAGAGACGAAAGGAACAAGACCUAGCGAGCGCUACUACGGCAUUCUGACGUCAAAGGGAGAGGAAAUGGACGGCUCCCUGUGCUCCUUCCAGCAAUAUCUCUACGAUCGCUGGGCAUCCUGCCCGCCAACUGCGCGGAUUCCUGGGGACUUUGUGCCAGUGGAAUCGCACAUGGUCUAUGCAAAGAAAAUGGCGCAGACCAAAUGCUGGAGCCAGCGCUUGGCUGACAAGUAUUCCGACCGCGGUGCCGUUAGCAAGCCCAACGUUUCGCACCUGACCGCGCCGCACAACAAGCAGGCAAAGGCGCCGUCGGAUCGCUGGGACGCGAGCUCCUCGGAGGUGAGUCCACUACCGGACCGCUUUGUGGCUUGGCACGGGGUGUGCCAGCCCUUUUUUGAAGCAGGGAUCCGCGAGGUCUUCUGGAUCAACCUGGAGCAGUCGAAAGACCGUCGCACGGCCAUGGAGAAGAUGUUUUCAUCUCUUCGGCAGACCCUGCCGGCAAGCUUGACGCUGCAAGUCGUGCGGGUACCAGCAGUCACUGCAGAGGAGGUCAAGGCCAUGCAGCAGAAGGGCGCUUUGGCGGUUGAAGCCAAACUGAUUGAUGCCUGUACGGAUGCGUGCCCGCAGCAUCAUGCCAGGAGCGAGCUGCUGUACACAGAGAUGGCUUGCAGCCUUUCUCACUUGCGCGCCAUCGAGCAGGCUUUGGCAGGCAAUUCCGGCUUGGCCCUGAUGAUGGAGGACGACAUCGAGAUCUAUCCGGAAUUCGGUGCAGACUUGGAGCGCCUGCUCGCUCAAGCGCCAGAAGGAUGGAGCGCCUUGCAGAUGUCGACCGUCAGCACCAAGGCGAUUCUGCAGCUCGCGAGCUCGGGGGUCUUCUUCCAACCACGGGAGAGGCACUUCUAUGGCACGGGGUGCCUUGGCGAGCCUUCGGUUGAAGCGACGCGGCAUUUCCAGGCCAAGCCAGGAACGCCUGGUGCUGAUUCCUUGCAGGACGGGCCGCCGAACUUACCGACGGUGAUCGUUGCAGAUGCCUCUGAAGACGGAAAAUGCCCUGGCCUGGAAAGCUUCCGGGAACUUCGGCAAAUGAACGUCCGGAUGCUCUACCGAGUGUCUCGUGGGCGCUUCUCGAAGUGGGUGUAUUAUACGGAGGAUGUUGAGCAAUUCGCCAACUAUGACUUCCUGAUGGUGUUCGAUGCUGACAUGGGUCUCUCAAGCUUCCCAUGGGCUGACUACUUCCGGCGCUAUGAAGACUACACCUCGAAAUGGGGAAUUGCCCCGGUGACUGGCUCCGUGCGAAAUCGAUCGCCCUUCUACCCAUUGAAGGCAGAAUGGUGGACAAGGUGCAACCGCACCAGGAUUCGCUUCGUGGAAACCGACUUGAUUGAGCAGUGGUUUGCAAUGCUGACCGGAUCCUUUGCCACAUGGCUUCUUGGCUAA
Messenger RNA from Effrenium voratum, 2016 nucleotides. The record is from the annotation of a GenBank genome assembly. NCBI's taxonomy places the organism in Eukaryota, Dinophyceae, Suessiales, Symbiodiniaceae.